Molecule: messenger RNA, 3600 nt
Organism: Arvicola amphibius (Eurasian water vole)
Lineage: Eukaryota; Metazoa; Chordata; Mammalia; Rodentia; Cricetidae
Gene: Pik3cd
Product: phosphatidylinositol-4,5-bisphosphate 3-kinase catalytic subunit delta
Exons: 24
Coding region: 277-3423 (1048 amino acids)
Biological process (GO): phosphatidylinositol-mediated signaling; phosphatidylinositol 3-kinase/protein kinase B signal transduction; cell migration
Cellular component (GO): plasma membrane; cytoplasm; phosphatidylinositol 3-kinase complex
Molecular function (GO): 1-phosphatidylinositol-3-kinase activity; 1-phosphatidylinositol-4-phosphate 3-kinase activity
Source: RefSeq, a predicted model, not a curated record
GGGAAGUGGAGUGUGCGGGUUGUCAGUGGGCGGGCUGUUCAGCCACGCGCCCCGCCUCCGGCUCACUCGCGCCCAGCCUCGGGGCUGCUAGCUCCGAGGGGCUCAGCUGCUCCGCUUCGGGACCGACAUAUGAGGAGCUGAGUAGCCAGCAAAAGUGGGAUGACGUUCACUGAUGGCAAAGCACCUUUAAUCUCCCAGGCAGAAGGGCCUUGGCUGGUCGUCCUUACUGGCCUGUCCCAGAAAGGAGAACAGGCCUCGGAGCAGUAAAGCAACAGAAUGCCCCCUGGGGUGGACUGCCCCAUGGAGUUCUGGACAAAAGAGGAGAGUCAGAACGUGGCUGUUGACUUCCUGCUGCCCACAGGGGUCUACCUGAACUUCGCGGUGCCCCGAAAUGCCAACCUCAGCUCCAUCAAACAGGUGCUGUGGCGAAAUGCGCAGUAUGAGCCGUUCUUCCACAUGCUCAGUGACCCUGAGGCUUACGUGUUCACCUGCGUGAACCAGACGGCGGAGCAGCAGGAGCUGGAGGACGAGCAGCGCAGGCUGUGUGACAUCCAGCCCUUCCUGCCCGUGUUGCGCCUGGUGGCGCGAGAGGGUGACCGCGUGAAGAAGCUCAUUAACUCCCAGAUCAGCCUCCUCAUCGGCAAAGGUCUCCAUGAGUUUGAUUCCCUGCGGGACCCAGAAGUGAACGACUUCCGCACUAAGAUGCGCCAGUUCUGCGAAGAGGUCGCUGCUCGCCGCCAACAGCUGGGCUGGGAGGACUGGCUGCAGUAUAGCUUCCCCCUGCAGCUGGAGCCCUCGGCAAGGAGUUGGCGGGCUGGCAUCCUUCGCGUCACCAGCAGAGCCCUGCUGGUCAAUGUGAAGUUUGAGGGCAGUGAGGAGAGCUUCACCUUCCAGGUGUCCACCAAGGACAUGCCCCUGGCACUGAUGGCUUGUGCCCUCCGGAAGAAGGCCACGGUGUUCCGGCAGCUUCUGGUGGAGCAGCCUGAAGACUACACCCUUCAGGUGAACGGGAGGCAUGAGUACCUCUAUGGCAGCUACCCGCUCUGCCAGUUUCAGUACAUCUGCAGCUGCCUGCACAGCGGACUGACUCCCCACCUGACCAUGGUCCACAAAUCCUCCAUCCUCGCCAUGCGGGAUGAGCAGAGCAACCCUGCCCCCCAAGUCCAGAAACCACGCACCAAACCUCCCCCAAUCCCUGCUAAGAAGCCCUCCUCUGUGUCCUUGUGGUCCCUGGAGCAGCCUUUCUGCAUUGAGUUGAUCGAGGGCAGCAAGGUGAAUGCGGAUGAGCGGAUGAAGCUGGUUGUACAGGCCGGGCUCUUCCAUGGCAAUGAGAUGCUCUGCAAGACGGUGUCCAGCUCAGAGGUGAAUGUGUGCUCAGAGCCCGUGUGGAAGCAGCGGCUGGAGUUCGACAUCAACAUCUGUGACCUGCCGCGCAUGGCUCGGCUCUGCUUCGCGCUCUAUGCUGUAGUGGAGAAGGCGAAAAAGGCGCGCUCUACAAAGAAGAAGUCCAAGAAGGCGGACUGCCCCAUCGCCUGGGCCAACCUCAUGCUAUUCGACUACAAAGACCAGCUCAAGACUGGGGAACGCCGUCUCUACAUGUGGCCCUCUGUCCCAGAUGAGAAAGGAGAGCUGUUGAACCCAGCGGGUACAGUGCGUAGUAACCCCAACACGGAGAGCGCAGCGGCCCUGGUCAUCUGCCUGCCUGAGGUGGCCCCCCAUCCGGUGUACUUCCCUGCUCUGGAGAAGAUCCUGGAGCUGGGGCGUCAUGGCGAGCGCGGGCGCAUCACAGAGGAGGAGCAGCUGCAGCUGCGGGAGAUCCUGGAGCGGCGGGGGUCCGGGGAGCUGUACGAACACGAGAAGGACCUGGUGUGGAAGAUGCGGCAUGAAGUCCAGGAGCACUUCCCAGAGGCCCUGGCCCGCCUGCUGCUGGUCACCAAGUGGAAUAAGCACGAGGAUGUGGCCCAGCUGUCCCAGAUGGUCUAUUUGCUGUGCUCCUGGCCGGAGCUUCCUGUGCUGAGUGCCCUGGAACUGCUGGACUUCAGCUUCCCUGACUGCUACGUGGGCUCCUUUGCCAUCAAGUCCCUGAGGAAGUUGACGGAUGAUGAGCUUUUCCAGUACCUUCUGCAGCUUGUGCAGGUGCUCAAAUACGAGUCCUACCUGGACUGCGAGUUGACCAAAUUCUUGCUGGACCGAGCUCUGGCGAACCGCAAGAUUGGCCACUUCCUCUUCUGGCACCUCCGCUCUGAGAUGCACGUGCCGUCAGUGGCGUUGCGUUUUGGCCUCAUCAUGGAGGCCUACUGCAGAGGCAGCACCCACCACAUGAAGGUGCUGAUGAAGCAGGGGGAAGCACUGAGCAAGCUAAAGGCGCUGAAUGAUUUCGUGAAGGUGAGCUCCCAGAAGACCACCAAGCCCCAAACCAAGGAGAUGAUGCAUAUGUGCAUGCGCCAGGAGACCUACAUGGAGGCCCUGUCCCAUCUGCAGUCUCCGCUUGAUCCCAGCACCCUGCUGGAGGAAGUCUGCAGUGUGGAGCAGUGCACUUUCAUGGACUCCAAGAUGAAGCCACUGUGGAUCAUGUACAGUAGCGAGGAGGCGGGCAGUGCUGGCACCGUGGGCAUCAUGUUUAAGAACGGGGAUGACCUCCGCCAGGACAUGCUGACUUUGCAGAUGAUCCAGCUCAUGGAUGUCCUGUGGAAGCAGGAAGGCCUGGAUCUGAGGAUGACGCCCUAUGGCUGCCUCCCCACUGGAGACCGCACAGGCCUCAUUGAGGUGGUCCUCCACUCGGACACGAUUGCCAACAUCCAGCUGAAUAAGAGCAACAUGGCAGCCACAGCCGCCUUCAACAAGGACGCCCUGCUUAACUGGCUCAAGUCCAAGAACCCUGGGGAGGCCCUGGAUCGAGCUAUCGAGGAAUUCACCCUCUCCUGUGCUGGCUACUGUGUGGCCACGUAUGUGCUGGGCAUUGGUGACCGACAUAGCGACAACAUCAUGAUCCGAGAGAGUGGACAGCUGUUCCACAUCGAUUUUGGCCACUUUCUGGGGAACUUUAAGACCAAGUUUGGAAUCAACCGUGAGCGAGUUCCCUUCAUUCUCACCUAUGACUUUGUCCACGUGAUCCAACAGGGGAAAACUAACAACAGUGAGAAAUUUGAAAGGUUCCGCGGCUACUGUGAACGCGCCUACACCAUCCUGCGGCGCCAUGGGCUGCUCUUCCUCCAUCUCUUCGCCCUCAUGCGUGCUGCAGGUCUGCCCGAGCUUAGCUGCUCCAAAGAUAUCCAGUAUCUCAAGGACUCUCUGGCACUAGGGAAGACAGAGGAAGAGGCGCUCAAGCACUUCCGGGUGAAGUUCAAUGAAGCCCUACGGGAGAGCUGGAAAACCAAAGUCAACUGGCUGGCACACAAUGUGUCAAAGGAUAACAGGCAAUAAGGGGCCCCUCCCCUGGCUGUCAGCCCCAGAGGUAAACUGUCGGACCUAGGGACUAGGCACGCUCAGUGGUCAUCAGAGAGGCCAGACACCUGAACCGUUCCUCAGGGAGGAACCACACAAUUGCCUCUUGUUUACACUGGUUAUUUAUUUAUGACUCAAAUUGUUUAAGGAACAAAA